Arvicola amphibius (Eurasian water vole) is the source of this 579-nucleotide messenger RNA. RefSeq names its product ankyrin repeat domain 66 (gene Ankrd66). NCBI's taxonomy places the organism in Eukaryota, Metazoa, Chordata, Mammalia, Rodentia, Cricetidae. The record is from RefSeq and is a predicted model, not a curated record. Gene Ontology annotation, molecular function: protein binding. The coding region runs from base 1 to 579 and encodes 192 amino acids. The transcript is spliced from 3 exons.
AUGGAAUUGUCGAAAAUGUCAGACAUGACAAAGCUCCACCAGGCCGUGGCAGCAGGCGACUACAAUGCGGUGAAGAAGAUUUUGAAGAAAGGUCUCUGUGACCCAAACUACAAGGAUGUGGACUGGAGCGACAGGACGCCACUCCACUGGGCUGCGAUCGGAGGCCAAAUGGAGGUGCUACAUCUCUUGAUACAAUAUGGAGCCAGACCCUGCUUGGUAACUGAUGUGGGCUGGACCGCAGCUCACUUUGCGGCUGAGUCAGGCCAUCUGAAUGUCCUCAAGACUCUCCAUGCACUGCCCGCUGCCAUUGAUGCUGCCGACUUCUUCGGAGAUACACCCAAGAGGAUCGCACAGAUCUACGGGCAGAAAGCCUGUGUGGACUUCCUGGAGAAGGCAGAAUCAGAAUGCCGGGACCACCGCCAGAGAGGGCUGUUGCUUGAUGAACAGGACCCAGAUUGGGACCUCAAGAAAAGGGAGCUGGAGCUGUCUCUUCCUGCCCCAGAUUCAAACACCAACAAAAAGAAUAAGAGAAUCCGAGGCUCCACCAGGCUCAGUCAUUCCAAGGCCUGGAGGUUGUGA